AUUUAAUCGUAAUGGUGGAUGAUACUGUUCUACCAGUUUAGUAAUUUACCAUUGAUUAUAUUAUAACUACUGGUUUGUCACGCAAUUUUGCAAUUCGCGGUUUUGCAUCGAAUUGUAAUAAAUGAUAAUUUAAUAUUGAUAUCAAGCGAGCUGUUCAGUACUUUCAUUUAAUUGUUUUGCUCUAUCGGUACAUUGUUGUUACUAUGAAUCCAUCUGUUUGAAGGACAGUAAUUAAAUUUUCUCAAAAUGGGAAUGAGUAAGAGGACAGCACUGCUUUCAGCAGUCAUAGUGACAUUUGGUCUUGGUACAAUGUAUUUGGGAUUAAAUAUGAAAACUCCACGCCCUUCAAAAGAUCCUCAUAGUUGGGACAUUCUUAUAUUCACACAAACAUGGCCAAACACAUUAUGUUAUUCAUGGAAAAGUCAAAAUCCUGCACACACAUGUAACUUACCAUCUGACAAGAGUAUUUGGACAGUUCAUGGCAUUUGGCCUACAAAAUAUGGUACAGAAGGUCCGCAAUUUUGUAACAAAUCUUUGGUGUUUAAUCCUGCUGCUAUUUAUGGUAUAAAGGAUAAAUUAAAUCAAUAUUGGCCUGAUAUAGAAAUUCCACCUAGUAAUGCUACGGAAGGAAAUUCUUCAAGCAUAAUGACAUCGCAUAAAAAACAAAGUAUUUGGUUUCAUGAAUGGGAAAAACAUGGUACAUGUGCUGUAGUACUGCCAGCCUUGGAUUCAGAAUUUAAAUACUUCUUUCAAGGCAUUGAAUGGUCUGAAAAGUACAAUAUGAAGGAUGUUUUAGACAAAAGUAAUAUAAAAAUAAAUAGUACAUUAAAUGUAGCUGAUUAUUGGAAAGCUGUGAAGUCGGUUUUGAAAACAAAUGCAUGGGUUGAGUGUGUUACUAAACAUGAUACAAAAGAACAAAUGUUGGCUGAAAUAAGGAUAUGUUUUGAUAAAAGUUUAAAUCAAAUUGAUUGUGAUGGCAUUAUGAAACCUCGGCGGGGGUCAAUAAAGAAGCCUCAUAUAUUAACCAAUUGUGAUACGAAAAAACCUAUAUUGUAUUUGGACUAUGUUCCAGAACAGAAUAUUUCUACUAAUGCUAAUACUACAGAUUCCAAUUCUACUUCUACAGACAUUAAUCUUACAAACUUAAAUUCUACUACUGAUGAGCAUUCAAAGCUGUUGUACAGGUUAAAACGAAAAGUAUUUGAUCACUCAAAUGAGUGGAUAACUAAAAGGCCUCGUCACUUUGACAGAUCAAAAUCACAUCAGUCUCGCACAAAUACUUCAUAUAAUCAUAAUCUAAAUCGAUCAAAUUCGUUCCCUUAUAUACAACGCAAAGAAUGGGAUAUAUUGGUAUUUUCUCAAACAUGGCCGUAUACUUUUUGUCAUACCUGGACUGUUAAUUCAGAGACUCAUGUAUGCAACUUACCAGCCAAUCGCAAUCAGUGGACAAUACAUGGAAUUUGGCCAUCAAAGAUUGGUAGCAUUGGUCCAGCUUUUUGUAACAAUCAAACAGCGUUUAGUUUAAAUUCUUUAGAUCCCAUUAUUCCAGAAUUACAUAAUCGUUGGACAGAAAUAAAAGGGUCUAAGACAUGGUCAAAGAAACGAGAAGGCGAUCUGUGGAAACAUGAAUGGAUAAAACAUGGAACUUGUGCUAAAUCACUGUCAGCUUUAGAUUCAGAAUAUAAAUAUUUUAAACAAGGGUUAGAUUGGUCCAAGCAAUAUGUACUAAGCGAUAUAUUGGAACAAGGAGGCAUUAAGCCUAAUGGCAGUUAUCCAGUUAAUCAAAUUUGGCAUACCUUAAGAACUGGAUUGGGUAAAAACCCACGUAUCGAUUGUUUUUAUGAAAAAGGUACCAGCACACCUUAUAUUGAUGAAGUGCGUAUAUGUUUUGACAAAACAUUGUCAUUGGUUGAUUGUGAUCCUUUUAGAAGAAACAGCAAUAAACCAUCUACAAAUUGCCCUUAUGAUAAAAAUAUACAAUACUUAGGAGCUGUAUUUUAAUCUUUAAAUUAUCCUAUAGUUAUAUUGUAAAAUUAUUAUUGAGUGUGUGGUAUGCUAAGAUCAGUAAGAUCUAAAUAGAAAAUAUGAAUAUAGUCUUAUCAUGUCACUUUUAAUUAUAAUGUUUCAAUUAAAAUUUCAAUUACAUUUUUAAAUACAUACAAAAUAUUAUCAAAUAAUAUAUUCUUGAGUAGUUUAAAAUUUAAGUAAUUAAUCAUUUAGUAAUAGGCAAAUUUUAAAUCUUUAAAGCAUUUGAUGAAGUGUUUUAUACAUUUUAACCUUUAAAUUUGUAAUUUCUAUAUAUUUGUAUAUUUUGUAUUUUAUUUACAACGCUAUUUCAUAUUAUUAAAAUCUGUAUCAUUUAUACUCUUAUUUUUAAAUGGUUAAAUUGAUUUAGUAGGUUUCUUUUUAACUUAUAGUCAUAUAUAUAUAUAUAUACUACUUAUUAAUGAUUAUAACAAUUAAGUACAUAUUGUUAAAAAGACAUUAAACUAAAUAAUUUAGUUUUGAAAACAAAUACUAAAAAAACAUUAUGAUUUAGAUUUAUUAUAAUAUGUAUAUUAGUUAGAUUAUAUAUUUUUUUAAUCCAAUACAUUUAUUAUUAUUAAAACAUUAGGUUAUUAUAUAUUUAAUAUAAUUGUUUUGUUUUUUUUAUGAUAAAAGAAAGACUUCAACAACUAGAUCAUUAGCCAACAAUAACUUUUAUAUUAGUAUGGUAAUACUACUAAAUACUAACAAAAUUAUAUUAAAAUCAUUGAUGUUAAUUAUCUAUCAUUAAAUAUUUAUAUAAUCUCAACAUUUUAUGUACUUAUAUAUUUUUCUACCUGUUGAAGUUUUGUUAAAACAAAUUUAGUGUUCCCUAGCUUAGUUAGUUCUGAUAUAGAAAAAAACUCAAAAUAAAUGUGUUAGUUUUUCAA
This is a messenger RNA of Aphis gossypii (cotton aphid), 2915 nucleotides long. RefSeq lists its product as uncharacterized. The record is from RefSeq and is a predicted model, not a curated record. Gene Ontology annotation, molecular function: RNA binding; ribonuclease T2 activity. Lineage: Eukaryota; Metazoa; Arthropoda; Insecta; Hemiptera; Aphididae. Gene Ontology annotation, cellular component: extracellular region. The transcript has 10 exons. Gene Ontology annotation, biological process: RNA catabolic process. Bases 247 to 2001 code for a protein of 584 amino acids.